AUGACUGAGCUGGAGAAAGCUGAAGAGGCUAUUAAAAGCCAUGAAGAUGCAUCAAAAAUUGUUGAACUGAAAAUGAAAAAAUCUCGGUGUAAAGCAAAAUUCACACGAACAAAAAACAAAUUAAUAGAUGAGAUGAAUGAUGAAACACCGGACACAGAUCUAAUGAAAGAAUUAAUAGACAAAUUAGAGACUGCAAUGGAUGGUGCCACGGAGGCAAUAGAAGAAGUAUGUAAUGAAUACAAAUUGCAAGCGAAAACAAAAGAAAUGGUUUCUACUAUGUCGGAAGUUGAAGCUAUUGAAAAAGAGUACGAUAAAGUUAUAAAGGACUAUCAUGCCUUGCAGAAUGAAACAACAGUAGUGUCAGAUGCAGGUGAAGACACAAGUGAUAAAAAGCAACUAGAUUUAGACUUAACACGCCAGAUGAAAAGAGUCGCGAUACCAGUAUUUCAUGGAAAUAAGCAAGAUUUUCCGUUUUGGGUUGCAGCGUUCAGUGCUUGCAUUGACAGUACAGAUGCGUCACCGGAAUAUAAAUUUUUACAAAUGCGACAGUACUUGAAAGGAGAAGCCUUGAAAACGGUAGAAGGCUUAGGACAUUCAGAAGUAGCCUACGAAAAAGCAAAAGAAAGGCUUGAAAGAAAAUAUGGAGGCACAAGGAGAAGAAUCGCGCUAUUUAUGGAGGAAUUAGAAAAUUUCCCACCUAUGAAAGUUGAAAAUGCUAAAGAGAUUGAAAAAUUUGCGGACAUUUUAGACAUUGCCAUAAUAAAUAUGAAAGAAGAAAAUUAUGGAGAUAUAAAUGAUGGAGCACUGUACAUGCGUGUUCAAAAGAAAAUGCCAGAAACUUUGUUAGCGAGAUACCAUAGGUGGAUAGGAAGUUCAGGAAAGAAAGAAUCACUUGAACAGUUAAAGGAUUGGGUGAUUCAAGAAAGUCAGUACCUUACUAUUGCUUCAGAAACAAUUCAUGGACUUAGGUCAGAAAACGAGAAAAAAUACUCACCGAAAUCAAGUGCUAGAACACGAUCGUACUAUGCUAAUCCACAAAUAGAGAAAAAGAAGAAAAUCUGUGGGGUAUGUGACAAUGAACAUGAGACACACCAAUGUGAAAAAUUUAAAGCUAUGGAUGUUCCAAGUCGUUGGGCGAUGGCAAAGGAAAAACACCUAUGUUUUCGAUGUUUACGGAACAAUCACAGAGGAAAUGAAUGUCGUCUUUACCGAAAAUGUAACAUAGACGGGUGUGUGAAAACACAUGAUAAACUUUUGCACUCAACCAAUGACCAAUCAAAACAGGGCUUUAGUUUGAAUGUAAAUGCACAAGAAUUUACUUCAGGUACAAACACAGAUGAACAAGCAUUUACCAGCAGACAAGCAAAUAGUAAAAUUGCUUUGAGAACAGUUCCAGUAAUUAUAUCAACUGAAAUGCGAACAUUGAAAAUUAAUGCAUUAUUGGAUGAUGGAAGUUCUAAAACUUACAUAAAUGAAGAUGUUGCAUAUGAGUUAGGUUUAGAUGGAGAGUCGGAAACCGUGAAAGUUAAUUUGUUAAAUGGUAUGACAGAGAGUUUUUCGACUAAAACAGUAGCAUUUUGUAUUGAAAGUGAAAAUAGACAGCUAAAAAUGAACAUAGAAGCAAACACUACUAAAAAUGUAACUGGAUCGUUGAAAGCAGUUAACUGGAAUGAACAUUGCGGAAGUUGGGAUCACUUGAAGGGAAUACCAUUUCCAAACAUUACAAAGAAAAGUAAAGUAGAUUUACUGAUCGGCAUCGAUUAUUCAGAUUUGCACAGGUCAUUGAAUGAAAUUAAGGGAGCGCCAGGAGAACCUAUCGCAAGAUUAACGCCACUAGGUUGGACAUGCGUGGGACCAGUCGUAUCGCAAAGUAUUGAAGAAGAUAAAAAUUUCUUCACAUUUUUCGGUAGCACAUUAGAUGAAACAAUUAAGCAGUUUUGGGAAAUAGAACAUGUAAAAGUGGACAAACCGGAACUGUCACAAGAAGAAAAUGUUGCUCUUGGAAAAGCGAAAGAUACAAUAGAGUAUACAGAAAAAAUGUAUGAAAUAGGAAUACCAUGGAAAGAGAAUAAUGUCGAGUUGCCGAACAAUUAUGACAUGGCAUUGACUCGUUUACAGAACACUGAAAGAAGGCUCGAUAAAAACCCAACAGUUAGCAAGGCAUACAGUGAGAUAAUUAAGAGCUAUGAAGAGAAAGGGUACAUUACAAAGAUAACUGAAUCUGUGCCUCAAAAUAGCCAGUCAUGGUAUUUACCACAUUUCCCAGUAAUUAGACCUGAAAAGGAAACAACAAAAGUACGUAUCGUGUUUGACGCUUCCGCGAAGUAUCAGAAUGUAUGUCUGAAUGAUGUAGUCUACGCUGGACCAAAACUGCAGAAUGAAUUGUUUGAUGUUCUUCUCCGUUUUCGAAAGAAGCCAGUGGCUAUUGUUUGCGAUAUAGCAGAAAUGUAUCUUCGAGUCGGUAUCCUUGAAACUGAUAGACGUUUCCAUCGAUUUCUUUGGAAUUCAAAAUGUGACCCACCAGAACAGUAUGAAUUCAAUCGAUUAGUAUUUGGAGUAAAUGCGUCUCCUUUCUUAGCUCAGUUUGUAGCUCAAGAAAAUGCAAAAGCUUUUAAAGAACAGUUUCCUCGAGCUUCAGAGAGUGUGAUGAAAUCUACAUACAUGGACGAUACAAUGGACUCUGUAGGAAAUGAAAAUGAAGCAAUGAAUCUUUAUCAUGAACUGUCAGAAUUAUGGAAGUUAGCAGGCAUGAACCCAAGAAAAUGGAUGACAAAUUCAACUGCAGUCUUAGCUGAAAUACCUCAAGAUGAAAGAGCAUAUAAAGCUGAGGUUAAGGCAAAUAGUGAAUUACCAGCAAUUAAAACAUUAGGUUUAAGUUGGGAUUCUCAAGAAGAUGUGUUUUCGUUCAGUAACACAUUAUCGCUUGUCUCGGGAAAAAAGUUAACCAAACGAAUUGUGUUGAAAAACAUAGCAAGAUUGUUCGAUCCACUAGGUUUUCUCACUCCGUUCACUGUGCGCGCAAAAAUGAUUAUGCAAGACAUAUGGGUGACUGGAGUAGACUGGGAUGAUGAACUGCCUGAAGAGUUGUCUGAGGAAAUAAAAAAGUGGUUUUCAGAACUAGAACAGUUAAAUGAACUACAAGUGCCAAGGUGUCUCGAUAUAAGGAUAGAUAGUACACUACACACCUUUGUCGACGCGUCAACUAAGGCAUAUGGGGCAGUUGUAUAUUCUGUAAACGGUGGAGAUAGCGGACAGACUGUGAAUUUGAUAGCCUCGAAAAGCAGGGUCGCUCCUUUGAAAUCCAUAAGUAUUCCUAGACUUGAAUUGUUAGCUGCUAGCCUUGGACUACAGUUGACACAGGCAAUAUGUAAUGUGUUGGACAUGCCAGUUGAAAACGUGGUAUUCUGGUCGGAUAGUAUGAAUGUGCUUUACUGGAUUCAUGGAGCAAGUAGACAAUAUAAAACAUUUGUAGCAAAUCGUGUAGGGUCAAUUCAUGAAAUAACAUCUCCAAGUCAGUGGCGUCACGUACCAACAGUAAAUAAUCCAGCAGAUUUGACAUCGCGAGGAAGUUUGAUUCUAGAAUUGUCAGAUUGUUCGUUUUGGUGGCACGGACCAGAAUUUCUAAAAUACGCAGAGGAACACUGGCCGGAAAAUAGGUUUGAAAUGACUAAAGAAGUGAAAGUUGAAAUGAAACGAAAAUCUAAAACUGACAAGAAAUACAAUUUUGUAAUUACUACGAAAGAAGAGGAUAGGCUUAAUCCUACUAACUAUUCAGACUGGAAUCAUUUAGUUAGAAUUAGUGCAUGGAUUAAUAGAUUCAUAGACAAUUGUCAAAUGUCAAAGAGAGAUAGAAGGUUGUCAAAAGAACUGUGCUUAAGUGAAAUCGACGAGGCAGAGAAAAGACUUAUAAGAAUAGCCCAAAUUGAAUGUUUUGAACAAGAAUAUACGUGCAUUUCGAAAGUGAAACAGAACCAUGAGCUCGUUAAUCACGGCGGUACAAACCAAACAUUGUCAUCAUUAUCAAGCAGAUUCUGGAUUAUAUCGGCACGCGAAGAAAUUCGACAGUGGGAGAACAUUUGUGCUGAAUGUAGACGCCGUAAAGCAAAGGCAAGCAAGCAAAUAAUGGCACCACUACCUGUUGAACGUUUAAGUCAUUCAGUCAGGGCGUUUGCAAACACAGGGGUGGACUACGCGGGUCCAUUCGUUACUAAGCAAGGUCGUGGAAAAGUUCGGCUCAAACGUUAUCUUUGUGUGUUCACAUGUUUAGUGACGCGGGCGGUGCAUUUAGAAAUUUCGUACAAUAUGGACACAAACUCUUUCUUGAACACACUGUAUAGAUUUAUCAGUCGGAGAGGUGUUCCUGACACUAUAGUUUCAGACAACGGUAGCAACUUCGUUGGUUGUGUGAAUGAAUUGAGAGAACUGUACAGACAACUGGAUGAAGACGCCAUUAUUCAUUAUGCUAAUGAAAAACGUAUAAACUGGAAGUUUUUGCCGCCAAAUGCCCCCCAUUUUGGCGGAGCUCAUGAAUCAAUGGUUAAGUGCGCUAAGAGAGCUUUGUUCGCCAUACUGAAAAACGGGGACAUCACAGAUGAAGAGUUGAUAACAGCAGUUGUUGGAGCGGAAGGCUUGAUUAACAGCAGGCCUUUAACGUAUCAGAGUUCGAAUCCAAAAGACAACACGGUUUUGACGCCAAAUCAUUUUCUCUAUGGACAGGCUGGUGGCAAUUUUGCACCAGAUAUUAACAAUGUUACUUCUAGAGAUCUACAACGUAGAUGGCGUUUCGUUCAAGAACUUUUAAGACACUUUUGGAAACGUUGGCUCCAAGAGUAUCUUCCUACACUUGGUGUACGCAAUAAAUGGUUUCUGGGUACUCGAGAUUUCACAGUCGGGGAUAUCGUUAUGGUCAUUGAUCCAGACGUUCCGAGAGGUCAGUGGCAUCUUGGGCGAAUCACGAAGGUAUUUCCAGGACGGGAUGGUCAUGUUCGAGUAGCUGAGGUUCACAUUGGAAAAUAA
Messenger RNA from Mercenaria mercenaria, 5016 nucleotides. RefSeq lists its product as uncharacterized. Bases 1 to 5016 code for a protein of 1671 amino acids. Gene Ontology annotation, biological process: DNA integration. The transcript is spliced from 2 exons. The record is from RefSeq and is a predicted model, not a curated record. Gene Ontology annotation, molecular function: nucleic acid binding. Lineage: Eukaryota; Metazoa; Mollusca; Bivalvia; Venerida; Veneridae.